AGGAUCAUCCAUCCAAGCAUGCCUCAGAAAAUAGAAAUCCCAAUUCCAGCUCCAUAGACACCAUUAGCAUUAGAGGGAGGGUGCAGCAGCAGGAGUCGAAGGUUCUCUUCUCCAAAGGCGCCGAAGUUCUUCAGCUUCGCAAGUAAGUGAUAAUCAAUGGCUUAUAGGCUUCCACAGGCAGGAGUUAGGACUUCCAAUUUCGAGCGUAGGGAGCUUCCAUCAAACAGCUACCUUGAUCUGGGUGGGCCUUAUGGAAAAUUUGUGCCUUUCAUAAUCGCUGGUGAAGGGGGCUUUGGGGAGCAUAAGCAGCUCAACUGGACAAACUUGUUUUUACUGAACAAGCUUGGCAGUGACAUAGGCAGCGAUCAUGAUGAGGUGAUCAAUCAAAUCAAAGUAGAGAAAGAUGUUGAAAAAAUAAAAGAGCUGAUAAAGCGACUGCCUCGUGAAAUUUCUGAGCAAUUGGAAGGCCAUGAGACCCAUGAACAGGUUGCAAUCCUGGCAGAUCUGAGUAGGAACAUGGAUCAGAGGAUGUCCUAUCUCAGCACAGAGAUCCGGCGUCUAAGGAGCGACCUGGGAGAGGCGAUGCAAGGUAUCAGAGAGAUACGUGAAGCAUUGGCUAGGAUGGAGCGCCAAAAUCCUUGCUUCCGUUCAUGAACAAAUGCAACAAGCCCUGGAGUUAGUGCUGCUGGCAGCUGCGUAUUUGCAUUUCGUACUUGUGUGUAUUGUAUUGUAAUGAAUAAAAUUAUGCGCUCCUUGCAGCGUAUAUCGUUGUACGAGUUAUAGUCGGUUGAGUUUUUGUUAGCAACAUGUGUAUGUCUGAACUGUCUGCACUUUGUUGUUAUUGUCAAGUGUUUGUAAUGAAUAAAAUUAUGUGCAGCUUGAUGCGCAAAAA
This is a messenger RNA of Hordeum vulgare subsp. vulgare (domesticated barley), 892 nucleotides long. RefSeq lists its product as uncharacterized. NCBI's taxonomy places the organism in Eukaryota, Viridiplantae, Streptophyta, Magnoliopsida, Poales, Poaceae. The record is from RefSeq and is a predicted model, not a curated record. The transcript has a single exon. Bases 157 to 654 code for a protein of 165 amino acids.